This is a messenger RNA of Musa acuminata AAA Group (dessert banana), 2081 nucleotides long. Its product is annotated as probable inositol transporter 2. The transcript has 6 exons. Bases 270 to 2006 code for a protein of 578 amino acids. NCBI's taxonomy places the organism in Eukaryota, Viridiplantae, Streptophyta, Magnoliopsida, Zingiberales, Musaceae. Gene Ontology annotation, biological process: transmembrane transport; myo-inositol transport. Gene Ontology annotation, cellular component: membrane. Gene Ontology annotation, molecular function: myo-inositol:proton symporter activity. The record is from RefSeq and is a predicted model, not a curated record.
CGGCGUUCCACUGCCGAUAACGGUAGUCAAUGUGAGGACGACAGAGACUUCCAUGAAUUCUCCUCUCUUGCGUGCGUCCCCAAGUAAGACCAUAGGGAGCUACCAAAGACGAUAGCGUCACGCCGGACCCUCUCCAAAUCUCACGCUGGAGUUGAUUUCUCGUUCAACAGCUCCCGGAGUUUUCCGCCGACCUCACCGAUCUGAUGUGUGUUGACGCGGUGCGCGUACGCUCGAAGGCCUUGCUCUUCUCUGUCACUCUCUAAGCACUCAUGGAAGGAGGAGUUCAUGAGGUGGAUGGGUCCGCUUUCAGAGAGUGCUUCUCUCUGGUGUGGAGAAAUCCGUAUGUGCUUCGGCUGGCGUUUUCUGCAGGAAUUGGUGGUCUGCUCUUUGGUUAUGAUACUGGUGUGAUUUCUGGAGCAUUGCUUUACAUUCGCGACGACUUCCCUUCGGUGGAUAAGAAGACAUGGUUACAGGAGAGCAUUGUGAGCACUGCAGUUGCAGGGGCAAUCAUAGGAGCAGCAAUUGGUGGAUGGAUGAACGACCGUUUUGGAAGGAAGACCACGAUAUUGGUCGCCGACUUCCUUUUUUUUGCAGGUGCUGUGAUCAUGGCAUCUGCUCCUAAUCCUGCACUCCUAAUUGUAGGUCGUGUAUUUGUUGGCCUCGGAGUGGGGAUGGCUUCAAUGACAUCCCCUCUUUACAUAUCAGAAGCCUCACCGGCAAGAAUCCGAGGAGCACUGGUCAGCACCAAUGGCUUCCUCAUCACAGGGGGUCAAUUCCUCUCCUAUCUCAUCAACCUAGCCUUCACAAAGGCACCUGGAACAUGGAGAUGGAUGCUUGGAGUUGCUGCACUUCCUGCUCUAACACAAUUUAUAUUGAUGCUGUUCCUUCCUGAAUCACCUCGAUGGCUUUAUAGAAAGAGAAUGGAAGAAGAAGCUGAAGCCAUACUGAGAAAGAUAUAUCCAGCAAAUGAGGUCGAAGGAGAGGUCCAAGCCUUGAAAGAAUCGGUUGAAGCUGAGAUCCAGGCAGAAGGAUCAUCCGAGAAGAUUAACCUCAUCAAGCUGCUGAAAACUAAGACAGUAAGGCGCGGUCUUGUGGCGGGAGUAGGACUGCAGGUGUUUCAGCAGUUUGUGGGCAUCAACACUGUCAUGUACUACAGUCCCACCAUAGUUCAAUUAGCUGGCUUCGCGUCGAACCAGACAGCGCUUGCACUCUCACUGGUGACAUCCGGUCUCAAUGCCUUGGGAUCCAUCGUCAGUAUUUACUUCAUAGACAGGACAGGGAGGAAGAAGCUUCUGAUCAUCAGCUUGUGCGGUGUUGUUCUUUCUCUCGGUGUUCUAUCGGCUGUCUUCCAUGAGACAACUUCUCACUCACCUAGUAUUAGUAGACAGGAAACAGCUCAUUUUGCAGCCUACAGCUGCCCAGCUUAUCAGUCUGCUUCGGCUACUGGUUGGGACUGCAUGAAAUGCUUGAAAGCAUCGUCUCCGGACUGUGGAUUUUGUGCUGCUGCUGCCGAUAAGCUAUAUCCUGGAGCAUGUUGGAUCUCCAAUUCAACGGUGAAGGAUCUGUGCCAUGGCGAGAACAGGCUAUGGUACACAAGAGGAUGCCCGAGCCGAUUUGGAUGGCUAGCUCUGAUCGGCUUGGCACUAUAUAUCAUCUUCUUUUCACCAGGGAUGGGGACUGUGCCAUGGAUUGUGAACUCUGAGAUAUAUCCUCUAAGAUUCAGAGGAGUCUGUGGGGGAAUUGCUGCGACUGCAAAUUGGAUAUCCAAUCUGAUCGUGGCGCAAUCAUUUCUGUCGCUAACCGACGCAAUUGGGGCCUCAUGGACCUUCCUGAUCUUUGGUGUGAUAUCGGUAAUCGCUUUGUUCUUUGUGCUGAUUUGUGUGCCGGAGACAAAGGGACUGCCGAUCGAGGAGGUGGAGAAGAUGCUGGAACACAGGGCUGCUCGUUUCAGGUUCUGGAGAAAGGAAACAGAUGAUGAUGGAAAAGAUUCAAAUGUGACAGUGUAGAAUGAUUUAGUGUCUGAUACCUGUACUCAUCGGAACAGAUGCUAUGACAAACACUCAAUAUUUCGUUGCUCUUGA